UUCCCAGGUCCUGAAAAUGGAAGGCGACAGCUGGCCAUCGAAGCAGUUAACGUCGCCAAACCAUUGCACCUUAUUUGUGGAGGGAAAUUCCGAUUUUAUUUUUAGCAUCUCCGGGCAAAGAGAGAGACUGAGCUGUACUCUCUGUGGAUAUUAACUGUGCAGAUAUAACGUGCUGCUAAGGCCAGAGGUCAUCUCCAAGGACAAGAUGGCGGACAGAAAGCGUCUGUACAAGGUGCCCAAGGAGACGUACACGUUCUGCGGGAACCAGGUGGAAAUCUGGGAGGAGCUGGCGAAUUGUGGAGAAGGUGCAACCGUCUGGGAGUCGGGUGAGACUAUGAGCAGGUAUCUUGAGCAGUCCGGGCUGGACCUGGAAGAUAAGGAGGUUUUAGAACUGGGCUCUGGAACGGGACUGGUCAGCAUCGUGGCAAGCUUAAUGGGCGCCAAAGUCACGGCGACAGACCUCGGGGAGGUGCUGUGCUGCACCAAGGGUAACAUCCCGAGGAACACGGAGGACAGGGUCAAGCACCGCCCGGUCAUCCGCAGACUGGAGUGGGGCAGCGACGACCUGGACGGCUUCAUCCCGCAGUACGACUACGUGCUGGGGGCGGACAUCGUCUACAUCAAGCGCACGUUUCCCGAACUCAUGCGCACCAUCAUGCACGUCUGCGGCCCGCAAACCACCCUAAUACUCGCCAACAAGUUCAGGUGGUACACCGACGGAGAGUUCUACGAGAACGUCCUCAGCAAAAAGUUUGACGUGGAAGAAAUUCUCUACGACGAGGAAAACAAAGUGAAGGUUUUUCGCUGUAAAAAGAAAACCGAGGAAGUGUAGCAAAGUUUGUGGAUUUUACAACUAGAUACUUUUCCGGAAACCAUGAUCCAGUUUUAGAACCGUCAUUUGGUCUCGAUCUGUACUGCCUACGGGAGAGAACUACGAUUAAGGAAGAAAAUGCAAAUUUGUGUUUUAUUCAUUUAUUUAUUAUCAUAAUUUACGAUAUAGUGAUCAUCAUCACUAUUGCACAUUUCAGUAUCUGGAACAUCUUCUUUAAUAGCGUCUAUCUGUAUGAUAUAUUGUUGCACACUUCGAGUUUCCCUCCAUAUUUACUAUAUUUAUUGAUCUUUUAAUCUUGGGACCAAACAAGGAUAGUGUUUCGAUAAGGAAAAUUGACCUUAUCCGAAAAAAAUUUGUAAGUUAUAUAUAAAACCCCAGAAUGUAAAACUAAUAUAGGAGAAAGACUAGUGAACGAAAAAUAUAUUACAAGCUCUUCUGCUUAUUGAUCAUCGAUCAAAUAGAUUAGUUUUGCUCCCUACCAAUCAUGGCACUGUACUUAAGGUUACGCCAGCGUUUUCAAGAUACUGUACAUUAUACCGACGGUCUUUGGGCUGUUGCAUUUUCAAGUCACACAAAGAUAUUUGUGCUGUA
Molecule: messenger RNA, 1423 nt
Organism: Branchiostoma belcheri (Belcher's lancelet)
Lineage: Eukaryota; Metazoa; Chordata; Leptocardii; Amphioxiformes; Branchiostomatidae
Product: protein N-lysine methyltransferase METTL21A-like
Exons: 4
Coding region: 206-832 (208 amino acids)
Biological process (GO): peptidyl-lysine methylation
Cellular component (GO): cytosol; cytoplasm
Molecular function (GO): protein-lysine N-methyltransferase activity
Source: RefSeq, a predicted model, not a curated record